GGGGAGGGUUUGGGGGGGCUCUGGAAGCAAGUGUGGCUGUGGGCAAGAUGUGUGUGCCAGGGGACAGCUGUGUGCUGACACGGGUGAAUGUGCAGGACAGUGCCCAUGCCCGCUGUGCCCGCGAUUCUGCGUGUUUGCAGUCUGAACAGUGUGUGACAGCACAGACGUGGUCCCACGGGCACGAGUAGGGACACGGGACCCCCGGGGCCACAGCAGGGCCGUGUCCCCCUGCACACCCCGUAACAGCUCCCCCUCCCGCCCCUGUAAGGCACCCCCGGGGUGCAGCCCCCUCCCCGGGACACCUGUGUGGUCCCUCCCUCUCCGGCCCGAGCGGGGGUCCCGUCGCCCCCGUCCCCCUGUCUCCCGUCUCGCUGCUUUCCCUCCCCAGAGCCCGGUCUGGUCCCGGGCUCGUCCCGGGCCGCCCCGCCGAGGGGGCACCGGCUCGGGGCGGCCCCGGACCCCGCCGCUCCGCCGCUGACCGCGCUCCCAAACCCACCCCGAGGAUGAGGAGCCGCCCGGUGCUGGCGGUGCUGCUCAUCCUGGCGCUGCCGCUCGCCCUCGCCCGCCGUCGCCCCGCCGCCGCCCCGCAGGGUCCCGCGCCCCCCGCCCAGGGGAUGCCCGACCCGGAGGCGCUGCCCUGGAGCGCCCGCGGCAGCCCCGGGGCCGCCGCCGCUGCCGCCGCCGCGCUGGAGCUGCUGCGGGAGGAGGGCGCCGGUCCCCCCGCGGCGCCGCAGAAGCGGGACAUGCACGAUUUCUUCGUGGGGCUCAUGGGGAAGCGGGCGGCGGAGCCCGGGCGAGCGGCGGGGCGGGGGGAGGGCGGCCCGGCCCCCCGGUGCUCUCCAGGGACCCCCGCGCCCGGUCAGGCUCCGCUGCGAGCCCUGUGAGCCGCGGGACGAGCCCCCCACGACCGAGGGGCCGCGGGACCGGCUGUGGGGGAGUCCCGGGCGCCGCCGCCCACGGAGCCAUCGUGGGACCCCUCCGGGAGCGCGGCCGUCCCGCCCCGCGCGCGUGUCCGCGCACCCGUGUAUACCCGCAUUGCCCCGCUAAACACCCACC
Empidonax traillii (willow flycatcher) is the source of this 1056-nucleotide messenger RNA. It is a transcript of the gene TAC3, whose product is annotated as tachykinin 3. The transcript has 4 exons. The record is from RefSeq and is a predicted model, not a curated record. Lineage: Eukaryota; Metazoa; Chordata; Aves; Passeriformes; Tyrannidae. Bases 504 to 884 code for a protein of 126 amino acids.